Molecule: messenger RNA, 848 nt
Organism: Calidris pugnax (ruff)
Lineage: Eukaryota; Metazoa; Chordata; Aves; Charadriiformes; Scolopacidae
Gene: FAM32A
Product: family with sequence similarity 32 member A
Exons: 4
Coding region: 52-390 (112 amino acids)
Cellular component (GO): nucleolus
Source: RefSeq, a predicted model, not a curated record
CGUCCGGCCGCCAGGGGGAGCCGCUGUGGCGGCGGCGGGGGUGGCGGCGCGAUGGCGGACUACGAGGCGGUGCAGCGCGGGCCGCUGCGGCUGAAGGGCAGCGGCGGGGCCCUGAGCGCCGGGAAACGGAAGAAGAAAAAGGCGAAGGACAAGGCCCAGGUGAUGGAGCAGAUCGUCAGCAGCAAGAAGCAGGAGGAGGAGAAGAAACGCGGCCUGGACAAGAGGACCCCGGCGCAGGUGGCCUACGAGAAGAUGCAGGAGAAGCGGCAAAUGGAGAGGAUCCUGAAGAAAGCCUCAAAAACCCACAAGCAGCGGGUGGAGGACUUCAACCGGCACCUGGAUACUCUGACGGAGCAUUACGACAUUCCCAAAGUCAGCUGGACGAAGUGAAGGGGCUGCUCGACGAGGCUGGGGACGGGGAGUUGUGUUUUGCCUGGACUUGAGCAGGGCGGCCGUGUAAAUCUGCCUGUGUGUAAUAGACCUUCUGAACGCUUAAGACUUUGUACUGGCUUACUUCAUUCUUUGGUGGUUUUUUUUUUGUAAAAAGAAAACGUUCAACAAAGUCUCUCAUUGGCCGAUGAGCUCUGGUUUGUGUAGGUGCAGAGGGAUGUGUUUUUUACUGCUUAAAAGGGCCGAGAUGAGUUGCUGUGAGGCAGCUGGAAAACAUUCCUUUGAUACCAACACUUCUUUUUGGAAACGAAGAGUCUGGCAGCCUCCCGUGGUGCAAGCUUCUCUUCUAAGUUACAGGAAUUGUAUAAUUUCCUUGUACCAAGAGUUCUUUCAGGGGCGGGGGGUCUGCUGGAACCUGUAACUCUGACGUAACUUAUUAAAAUGCUGCUUUUACCCUG